CCUGGGCGUCAGUUCAUUCUGUCGCGAUCCCUUCAUCCGCACAAAACAAAACAUUACUCGUUGACAACCAGUACUCAUGUCAUCUAGUUCUAAUAAAAGGAUUUAUAUUUUUUUUGUGUAUCGUAGGUUACUAUAAAAAUGCAUUCCGGGACUUUGGAAAGAAUCGGGUCGCCGAUAAAAAGGACGCUUUCUCGGGGAGUGAGUGAGGACGAGUCACUUCGCAAUAUUAUCAAAGAGACGGAGAGUUCGGCCAGGCGUCUGACACGCAGUGAGAGCAGAGGGGGGACCCUCAAGAGGAGAAGUGGGAGUCAGCAGUCUGAGGAUCAGGAACUAAUGAUGGAACUCCCUGAGAUGCUUGAUCUGCAGGCGAGCUACGACGAUGUGUUGCGAGAGCUCCGUGGGCUGGAGCUGCAGCGGGAGACUGUGUUGUUCCAGGUGGACGUUCUGCAUGACGCCCUGGAGGGGGCCGAGGAGAUGCUGGCCGAGGCUCAGAGAGAGGCCAGCCAUGCCACCAUGGAGUUGGAGCAAGAGAGAGAAGCCAAGAGGAAGUUGGAGGACAUGGUCAGCUCUCUGAUGCAGGAGGUAGAGAGGCUAAAAGAGGAGAGGAAGACCAUUCCAGCAGUACCAGUGUACACACUCGUCAAGGAGCAGGAGAUGGAGGAGGAGAUGGCUAGACAACAAGCACAAGAGAUGAAAAUAAAAAAAGAAGCACAGGAACAAGUCAGUGAUACACCAGGGGAUGAGGACAAUUCUACCAAAGAUGCACCUCUCUCUAUUAUCCGAUUGGACAGUGAGAGCCCCGGGCCCAACAACGGACUAACAUUGGAGACCAGCGCUGGAGGGCUGCUCGCUGCCUCCUUCAAAAAGGAGAGGGAGGAGCCGCCCUCUGACAGUCCAAACCGGCCCCUUCCUCUCCACGUCGCCCGGUUGUGGUCCUCUGUGGACUCUGAGGACAUAGAAGAAGGGGCAGAGGACAGCUUCACCAAGUUCACUAAGAUGGUCAACAAGACCUUGGGACCGUUGAUGCUGGGUAGCCAGACCCCAGGGUACAGUCAGGUGGAGAACAGGCUUGACAUCUUUCCAGAUAGGAACAACGACACCGACAGCAUCAGCGCCUACGAGGAUGCCUGCGCUGACACGCCCAAGCUGGAUGAGGGAGACGGGCCAAGGCUGCCCCAUGAUGAAGGAUCCCCGGUGGAUGAUGAUGAGGGAGAGCCGUCGAAUGGCAACGAUCCCAAGAACCCCAAAAACACCAAUGAUUCUUGCAUUCUGUCGUAAGAGCUGCAGAACUGUUGUGGUACGAAAGGUCAAAUGUGCUCUCACUCUGUCUGCCCUCUUGAUAAUAUAAUAUAUGCAAUUUAGCUUUUAUUCAAAGCAACUUAGUCAUGCGUGCAUUCCUUUUUUUACAUCUUGAAAAAGGGUUAAAAAAAUCUGUUCUUGGAUCAGUGCGCUCAUUGACACCUAUUUUUUAAUAUAUAUAUAUAUAUAUAUAUUUUUUUUAAAUGUACUUUUAUUUAUACAGGUUUUUCUCAUUGAGAUAACAUCUAUUUUCCAAUAACAGCGGGAGAACAACGUUUCAGACAAAACAACUUACUAACACAACAUUAAACAAAACUGUAAACACACAUACAGUACAACAAAAACAUUUUAAAUUAAAAACACGAAGGUCUUGACUAAAAACAGCUGGCCUAAAGACAAUUACACUCUUCUAUGAUAUAUACAUCAAUCAAGUGUUUAUAAAAGGGUAAUGUCAACAUUGAGAGUUGUCUUAGCGCAAUCCGGCACGGUGGAAUUCCAGUAAUGUCUACAGAUGUCUCUUUAGUCAAUCUUUCUCCAUUGGCAUGACUUGCAAGGUCGCACUUAAGUGUUUAGUUUUCCUGCCGUUUGGCACAAAAUGCAAAUGACCUCCCUCUGUUUAUUAGUGACUGAUGAUCACUUAAGACUGUUUGCGUACACUGGACUAUCCGAUAUGUUUCAGGACACACCACAGACCUCUAGCAUUCUAAACAGUCAAAUUAUGUGAUUUAUAGAUCACAUACUGAUAGUGCUGAGCGAUUAACAAAAAUGUUUAAGGUUCAAUUAUUUGAAUUCCAUUUAAUUCAGUUUUUUUCCUAUGAGCUCAAUGCGCAGUUUCUCUAGAGAUAAAUCCGAUCUAGCUGAACUGUGCGAUGUAGUAGGGAGUUGUAGUUUCCAACAGGCCAAUAUACUACUUAGUUUUGCGCAGAACAUGUGAUUGAGAGUGAUAGAGCAGUUGUUUCGCGAGGUAUCUAUCUGAAAAUACAUGAUCUAAGCGAUUGAUAGUUUGUAUUCAGCAGUCAUAAAAAUAUGCCUUAUUUACUUUGAAGAACUACUAAAAUAGUGAUUUUGUCAGACUACAUAUACAGCAGCUCUAUAGAGAUGAUAUGAUGACAUGGAAUUAAAUAAUAAUAAUCUUGUAAAAUACACAACUGAAAUAUUUUAUGAAAGUCAUGUGAAUAAAUUAUGGAUAAGCAGUAAUGGGCAGUCACUACCAUCAUGGGACUUUAUUCAUAGUUUUUUUCUGUGUUACAGAAUUCAACACACACAGUGCAUUUAAUGUCAAAAAAAGAAAUUAUCUAAACCAAAAUCAAAAACCGUGAUUAUUUUUAAAAUAAUUGAACCAAAACCAAACCGACCUUAAAAAGCACUAAUUGCUCAGCUCUACAUAGUUUAGAUUUGUAAGAUGAUUAUAGCUGUUUUUGUGCUCUUAUAAGAUCAAAUGCUGGCAAUAUUGUAAUAACAAUAGCAGGCAGCCAAGGAGCUAGCUACUAUACUACAGGGAAUGUUUUUAGGGAAUUUAUGGGUGUUAAACCAUCAUUGUCUCACGUCGACAGUUAUUGUAUCUAAGAAGUACUUGGUGCCUUUCCUGCCUCACCUUAAGGCAUUUUAUAAAUAUGAAAGAUGAACUUGAAAGAUCUAAUAUGAAUUUACUGAAUCUAAUCUAGCUUUAGUUAUUAUCAGACAUCCAUCAUUUGAAGUUAAUAUGAUACUUCCAUGAUUGAUAAAGGGAACAAUCCAUUUAAUUGUAAAACUUUAAUGAUUCCUGAUAAUAUUUUCUACUGACACAUACAGUAACAGUACUGUAUUCUACUCAGUGCUUUUAAGGUCAUGCUUGCGUGGUUGCAGUGAAAUUACUGAAUUGGGAGAAACUUGUUAUCUUUUUGUAUCUGACAUUGCUGGACAAUAUAUCCUUUGUUUUUAUAAUUUUUCUACCCCUAACCAUUAACACAAGACCUGAUGAUAAUCUUUUGACUUGGAGUUGCUACCUAUUCAUUUUUUAUGGCUAAGUUUCCAUGGCUACCUAGGAGUCUUUUUUUACUGCGUGUGUAAUAUGAAUGUGAACUUGGGUGCAAAUCUUACACUGCCUUCAACACUAGGUUUUGUGUAUUGUUGGGGCUUUGUGUGUAUCUCAAGUCAAAAUGUAGCUCUUAGUGGAAGGGAUGUGGAGUUAGGAAUAAGAUUUAAUUAUGUUACUUUCUAACUUUGAUACUUGUGAUUUACAAGUUUACUACUUCUAUUCUGUUUCUGUUGCCUGAAUGUCUGUUUCUGCUGGAGAUACACUGAACAAAAAAAUAAUUGCAACAUGCAACAAUUUCAAAGAUUUUCCUGAGUUACAGUUCAUAUAAGAAAAUCAGUCAAUUGAAAUACAUUCAUUAAGCCCUAAUUUAUGGAUUUCACAUGA
Molecule: messenger RNA, 3700 nt
Organism: Oncorhynchus gorbuscha (pink salmon)
Lineage: Eukaryota; Metazoa; Chordata; Actinopteri; Salmoniformes; Salmonidae
Product: unconventional myosin-XVIIIa-like
Exons: 6
Coding region: 139-1278 (379 amino acids)
Source: RefSeq, a predicted model, not a curated record